CGUUGCUCGCUGCUCUCCGCCGCCGACGCCACUUCCGCCGGCGGAGGGGAACGGGAAGUCCCCGAGAGAGCCGGAGAAGGCCGUCACUCCGCCCAGCGCCGGACAAGGAAGCCCCCAGGAUGCUGGGCUCUGGCUUCAAGGCCGAGCGCCUGCGCGUCAACCUCCGCCUCGUCAUCAACCGGCUGAAGCUGCUGGAGAAGAAGAAGACGGAAUUAGCCCAAAAGGCCCGGAAGGAGAUUGCGGACUACCUCUCGGCCGGGAAGGAUGAGCGCGCCCGCAUCCGGGUGGAGCACAUCAUCCGGGAGGACUACCUGGUGGAGGCCAUGGAGAUCCUGGAGCUCUACUGUGACCUGCUUCUUGCCCGCUUCGGUCUCAUACACUCCAUGAAGGAGCUGGACUCUGGCCUGGCGGAAGCCAUCUCCACCCUCAUCUGGGCAGCUCCCCGGCUCCAGUCAGAAGUGGCGGAGCUCAAGAUUGUGGCGGACCAGCUGUGUGCCAAGUACAGCAAAGAGUACGGGAAGCUCUGCCGCACCAACCAAAUUGGGACCGUCAACGACAGGUUGAUGCACAAGCUGAGUGUUGAGGCCCCUCCCAAAAUCCUGGUGGAGAGGUACCUGAUUGAGAUUGCAAAGAACUACAGCGUGCCCUACGAGCCGGACUCCGUGGUCUUGGCUGAGGCCCCUGCAGAUGCGGAGAGCGACCUGAUUGACGUGGGAUUCGUGGAUGACCCAAAGAGAGGGGGCCGGGGCGGAGGGGGCGGGGGAGGCUUUGCAGCCCCGUUGGUCGGCCCCGAUGGAGUUGCACCCAUGCCUUUGCCCAUGCCAAUGCCCAUGCCCUCUCCGGCUCCUCCGUUCUCCUUCCCAGCCCCAAGGGGACCACCGCAGGAGAACUUCAACGGACUCCCUGUGGGCACCUACCAGCCAUUCACCGGCCUUCGCCCUCCGCAGAUUCCAGCCACUCCACCCACCUACGAAUCUAUUGACGAUAUAGGUGUUGACAAGAAUGUGCCACCACCACAGGUGACAGGCCCCAGCCCCAAGCCAGCCCCCCGAGCGCGGCCCCCAGCCUCUGCACCCACUUCAGGGGAUAACUUUGUGCUGCCGGAGCUGCCUUCAGUGCCAGACACCCUUCCCGCUGCUUCUGCCGGCUCGGCCUCCGAAGACAUAGACUUCGACGAUCUCUCCCGGAGGUUUGAGGAGCUGAAGAAAAAGACCUAAGAGGGAGCUGAGCGGUGCGGACUGGCCCUUCUUCCUUCUCGACAGGGCUCUCUCCUCUUCCUCUCUUCUUCUGGCGUUUCCCUGCUCUUCUUAACACCCAGCGCCAUCUCUGCACUCCCUCUGCUUCUCUGAUUCCUGCUGCUUUGGCUCUCGAAGAUGGAGCAGGAGUCACCUCCAAGCCCCGGGCAAACUGUGCUCUCUGGGAGAAGGCGGCUGGGGAGGCCUAGCAGCUUGGUGAACGGAUGCCUGCCCUCGCUCUCUCUCCGUGGCCUGAGGCUAUGCUGCUGCUGCUGCGGAGGAGGGGGCGGGGAGCUGCCUUGGGGCCCCUGCUGCAUUCUCAGGGAGCCCUCCGGGGCCUUUAGGACUUUUCUGUGGGGAAGGGAGCUGGGGAACGGGGCUCCCACCCUGUCGUCUCCUCUGGGGUUGGGGCUCUUGCUGCUUGGUGUACUUUAGGGGGGGCAGGCACAUUUUCCCGCCUCAGAGGGCCCUGGCGCUGCCUUAAUGGGACCCCAGGAGUCCCCCCUCUCUCCAGGGUCCUCCCCCCUCAUCUCCUGCUCCUUCCCGCCCCGUCCCCAGCCUCAUCUUGGGCUGGUUUUGUGGCUGUGGCUCCACUCGUGCUGCUUGGUUCCCUGUGGCCCGGCCUGCGCAGAGGCCCAGUCGGGGAUGGCAGCCUUUCCUCCCCUGUAUGAUAACACAUCGUAUGUAACCAUUUCACAAGGCUUUUCUGAGACAAUUUGGUGGGUUUGUACCUUCUCUGUUGAUUCUAAAUAAAGUCAAGGAAUCAUU
Messenger RNA from Anolis sagrei ordinatus, 2003 nucleotides. It is a transcript of the gene IST1, whose product is annotated as IST1 factor associated with ESCRT-III. NCBI's taxonomy places the organism in Eukaryota, Metazoa, Chordata, Lepidosauria, Squamata, Anolidae. Gene Ontology annotation, biological process: protein transport. The record is from RefSeq and is a predicted model, not a curated record.